Messenger RNA from Aspergillus versicolor CBS 583.65, 1459 nucleotides. RefSeq lists its product as uncharacterized. NCBI's taxonomy places the organism in Eukaryota, Fungi, Ascomycota, Eurotiomycetes, Eurotiales, Aspergillaceae. The transcript has 2 exons. Bases 116 to 1264 code for a protein of 382 amino acids. The record is from RefSeq and is a predicted model, not a curated record.
CGCGACUGGAAACAAUUGCCAGUCAUCCAACAAACGCCCGCCACGACACGUUGUGCAGCGGAGGAAAAAAAACAAAGAACCUCAAACGAGCGAAACCACCGUAUCGAUAUUAAAUAUGGCCGACAUCCCCGGCCUGGACGAGUUCGCGCAAACGCGAGGCGCUGACGAUCUCUUCGACGAUGAGAUCAUCCCCGUCGAGCCGGAGGAACAACAGCCCCAGCCGGAGCCUCAGGCUGUAGCUGCAGAGCCGGAGACUACUCCUGCUGCUGCUCCGGUCGUGGAUCGGGUGCCUGAAACGACGUCCGCUUAUAAUGAUAACGCGCCGCGAUCGCGGGGAGGUGAACGGCGGGGACGUGGGAGAGGGAGAGGAGGGCGCGGUGGGCGAGGAGCGCGCGAGUCUGGGCCGAAGCGGUCAGAAGGGCCGAAGAACAAACCUGACGAGGGGUCUGCGGAAUCUGAGGCUCGGGAUGGAGAAGAAAAUGCCGCUGAGACGCCUGCUGAGAAGGUAGAGGAGCCGGGUCAAGAGGAUUCUGGCGCAGCAGAGGCACCGCGCGUGCCGGCUGUUCGUGGGGAUAGGAGUGCGACCGGGGGAGUGAAGAAGCCGAAACUUACAGAAGAAGAACUAUCCCAACGCAUUGCUGCUGCGCGCGAGAACGCCGCUAAAGUAGCCGCUGCACACGCGCGUGCUGAGGCAGACCAAGCUUCAUUUAUGGAGCGCGAGAAGGUGGCAGAGAAGAAGCGACGCGAGGAACGAGCCAACCGACGAGUAAUGGACGCCGAUAGAGAGCGAAACCGACUGCGGAAGCUUGAGGCCUUGAACGGGAGAGAAUGGGAUGCUGAUAAGCCGGAAGAACAGUUCAGCUCGCGCGGUGGAGGAGGCCAGUUCCGACGGGGUAUGCACGGUGGUGUUUCCGGUGUAUCCAGAAAGGGCCUUGAAGGGUCCCGGUGGGCUGAGGAAUCACCGGACGACAAUGCUUCUCAACCCCAGAGUCACCGUGGUCGUGGUCGUGGUGGAAGAGGUGGACGCGGUCGUGGCGGCCGCCGUGUUUCUCAGGAUCCCACAUCCGAAACACCAUCUCAAGAGAAGGCUGCGGCACCUACACCGGUGAUCACCAACGAGACAGAGUUUCCUUCCCUCCCCGGUGGAGAGAAGAAAGAUCCCACCACGACUGAACCCACGCCGGCCUCCGAUAACAGUUCCAAGCCCUUAUCACCAGUUUCUGGCGCGACAUGGGCCGACCAAGUCGAGGCCUACCGGGAGUAGCUGGAGGCCAGAUUAUACCGGAACCUUGGAAAACCUUUUAUACAUAUUUUGUUUUGCAUCCAGAUUUGGAUACCCCUUAUUAUUUACGUUUAUGAUUGACGCACUGCAUGGUUCUCCUUGUUGAUUCCCCCCAAAAGAUAUACACUUCUCCUACUUGCUAUAAAUCCAUCUAUUCUUACUCCUCGGCAACCUUUG